GGGGGGAGAGCAGAAGAAAUGAAGCAGAACUGAGUAGUUUUACAAUGUUAAAUCUAUCGUAUUCAAUUAAUGUUUGGAGAUGGGCAUCGUUUCGAGGAGAUGGAGAGGACUUUAGGGGGUGGACACACACAUACGCACGAACCAUUCCAGAGCCUGGAGCAGCAAUGAAUGUUGUUUUGAAUGUCAACUUUUGGAGGGCCUUUGUUUUGCUUGCUUUGCAUAAAAGCAACAGUUCUGAAAUGCAAAAUGCAGUAGAAAAAAAUAUAUUAUUGAAACACUGCACCACUGAAAAAGCAACGCCCCUUCCCGCGGCUUGUCAUUCUUUGACCCAAGACCCUGUUUCCAACAUCCACCCCCCCAACUUGGCUCACCAAUUCUACAAAAAAAAAAAUCCUUCCUAGUACGAAACAAUACGCCAACGGAGACUGCAAGAACGAACAGGUUGUUUUAACCCAUCUGCUGACGUGGAAGAAACCGGGCUGCAAUUUGCAGAAGAACCAGCGAUUCGUUUUCCUGGUUUGCCCAAACGGAUUGUGUCAAAAAGUCUAACUCGAGGCAGUUUUGGGAUAACCUCGACGUACGGAGGCUUUUUCUUUUCCUUGUCUACUCGCAAGAGUCAAAGGCGUAAAGAAGCAAACGUUCCCAGAGGUCCUGAACUGCCCAUUGCUGGACUUGCCCAUCUUCCUCCAAUCUUUGAGAUUUUAUUCGACUUGCAAAGAACUGGAGGCGCACAUGCUCGUCGCGCCGUCUUACUGCUCGACACAAGAACCAUCUGCCGGGCGAAAUGCAGUCGCAAGAGCAGCAACCGCACUCGCUAUCUAACAGACCGCUACUGGAUUCUUCUACUACGUCUUCCCUUCCUCGGCCUUCAGACAACCUGUACGGCACCGACCAAAUGUCUUCAAACACCUACUACCUCGAAACUCUACGGGACUCUAGCAGUGAUAAACUGUCCGAUGUGCCUUCGUUCAGCAAAAAGUUGACUGUGAAUGGAGGAGCCAGCAAUGGAGCUACAACCUUUAGAAGGGCCAGGGCAGAGACUUUCUCUUUUUUUCCAUCUAAACUGCUUCCAGAGGAGACGUCUGCUGCAGCACCCACACCUAGUACAUCCUCGAGUAUAAUGGCCUCCCGUCACCGCUCUGGGUCCCUUUCCCUUCCUCGCACUGGCAUAUCUGGCGCAUUUGGCCCUUCAUUGUUUGCCACAUCAUGGCAACCAUCCAGCACUAUGAACGGACUGGUAAGUGAGCGGCCGACGCCUUCAGAGUAUGCUAGCAGCGCAGGCGGGGAGGACGAAACCACUGCGGUUGCACGAACCUUGGAUUAUCUUGGAUUGGAUGAUCCCGUUCUAGAAAACGGGCGACACUUCGCUCAGAGCGCACAGUAUCCGCAAAUGUCCCGAGGGGUUGUUCCAAACAGCCUGGGAUCCGUUUACGCGAACCGAGGGCGCUCCUACUCGGUGGCUGUGGGGGAGAACUUAUCAGUUUCCAUUCCCACGCCUUCUACAUAUCGCCCGCGUGCAUCAUCCAUUGCGUUUUUGGAAAGCACUGCAGAUAGUGACAUUCAGGCAUUACGAAGAAGUUUAGCCCGCGGAGAGCUCGAACUAGAGAUGGAGAGUCCGGAUUCGGAAAACAGGAGUGACAACGACCGGCAUCUCUCAUUGGGUAGAUCCAGCCCCAAAGACUAUGUGGUAUACGGCAUGGACCGAUCUUUCAAUGACUCUCCAACUCGCUUACAUCACGAACAUGCUCAUCCACACCAAAUUCCCACCCGUUCUUUGUGGAUCGGCAAUAUUGAUCCCACAUUAUCUCCGUCUGAUUUGUUGACAUUAUUUUCGCCAUUUGGCCCAAUUGAAUCUCUUCGCAUAUUGCCAGACAAGGAGUGUGCUUUCGUCAACUACGUGCGAGUAGAGGACGCAAUACGUGCACGUGAUGAGAUGCAAGGUGGUCGAGUUGGGAACUGCAUUGUCAGAAUUGGGUUUGGAAAGGCGGAGGCGAUCAAUGAUACGCAAGGGAUGCAGCCCACAAAGUCCCUAUGGAUCGGCAAUAUUCCACCUACCACGGAUCCCGCUGAACUUGAGGCACUAUUUACCGCAUACGGCCCGAUUGAAUCCGCUCGUGUUUUGACCCAUAAAAAUUGCGGUUUUGUUAAUUUCUACAGACUAGAAGACGCCAUGGAGGCCAGGAAGAAUAUGAACGGAAAGGAGAUUGGCGGAUCAGUUGUGAAGAUUGGAUACGCAAAGGUCCCUUCAAAAAGCGGAGAAGGGACAGCAACGCUUGCUGCGUCAGCGCUAGUUGGCACAUCCUUUAUGGGGACUGCUUCUCCAGCUCGCGACCGUUCCAACUCACUGUCAGGAGGAUUCAAUAAUUUUGCUACUGCCACGGGAUUGGCGGCUACGCCAACACCGCAAAUGUUGUACUCUCCCUCUCGUGCUAUUAACGGCGCCAGAGAAUUUGGUAUGACACCUCCGCCGCCUCCUUUCCCCGUAAAUUUGGAAGCAAAUGUGCCAGCUAUCAGCGGAGCAGCCCAGACUGGUAGUACACGUCACAGUAUUGGAGGUGGCUAUCCUGAGGAGCAGAUGAUGGCUUUGGCAUUAGCAGGUGCGGCCAAUAAGGAGCUGAAUGGAAUGGAAACGUUAGAUUCGCUGUGGAAUGGUCAGAAUCCCAACGAAACGUACGCAUCCGCAAUACCACCGGUUCCUGAGCCUAAACCGAAUCGACGCGUGGAUCAAAGUCGAUUACGGGAAAUGCGCAAACGACUGGAGGGGCAUGUGACCAUGAAAGACGUGGAGGCCAUUUUCAAUGAAGUCGUGGAGGAGACUGUAGACCUAUGUACAGAUUAUAUUGGGAAUGUUGUUAUUCAGAAAAUUAUCGAAAAGAGUUCCGACCAACAUCGUCUGCGCUUAGUUGAGAAGGUGGCUCCCCACAUGGCGGCUAUUGGAAUUCACAAAAAUGGCACAUGGGUAGUGCAAAAGAUGAUUGACUAUGCAAAGACGACUUCUCAGAUACAGCUCAUUGUAACCGCUCUCAAGCCAUUCACUCCGCCCCUCCUUCUGGAUCAGUUUGGAAAUUACGUGGUCCAAUGCUGCUUGCGUCUCGGAACCCACCGUAACCAGUUUGUCUUUGACGCGACGCAUGCUAAAUGUUGGGAAGUUGGACAAGGUCGAUUUGGAGCUCGUGCCAUGCGGGCGUGUCUCGAGAGCCAGUACACCACUAAAAGACAGCAAAAGUUUGUGGCCGAAGCGAUCGUGCAUAACGCAAUUCAACUUGCCACGAAUCCCAACGGAGCUAUUUGAUUACAUGGCUACUAGAUACCAGCAGUCUACCUGGGCGAUAUCAAGCCCUGGCUCCAAAAUUGGCUCCGCACGUUCCGACUUUGUGCACCCACAAGCUCGCAAGCGCAACGAUUUUGAAGCUUGUAAACCAAAGAGUGGAGUUGGAGGCUCGCGACCAGAUUAUUAAGGAGAUCUUCUUCCGCGAUGAUUCUUCCCUUGAGCAGAUACUCGCUGAUCAAAUUCACGGAGUUUCCGUUAUUCAAAAGAUCCUUGCAUCUGCAUGCGUGUCUCCCGAGGAAAAGAUACGAUUAGCCGACAGGGUGAGGUCCGUACUUUCGCGCAUGUCUGAGGUCCGAGACAAUCAGAUGGGCUACAAGCGCCUUCUUGAUGAGCUGAGCGUCAUUCCUUCGUCCCUCGGGGUCGGAGCUGGUAUUGGCGGGGGACCCGCUGGAUUAUCAUUGUCAAUGCCGCCUACGGGCGGGAAUGGGUUUGGAGACCCUAGCCAAGAGGUCGUCAGCCCAUUAGCGCCGCAACAUCCAGGCAUCUCGUACUCCUCUGCCCCAGCAAUGACCGCAGCUGGCAUGUAUGGUUCGAACGGUGGCAACAUGAGCAACAGCCCGCAGCAGCCUGUUCCUGGAUGGUACGGCGCUGCUGGCCUUGCGCAGCUGCCCACUCCAAGUCACUCUCCCCAACCUGGGCUCUAUGUUCCCGGUGGUGCAGGAGGACAUUAUGGCAUGAACAUGACAGGAUAUCACGGUUUGCCAGGAUCACCAUAUUCCAGCAUGCCCGGCCUCCCUCCAAUGUCAAUUCCGGCCGGUGCGUACUAUACCGGCGGAAGUUACCCUCCAAGCCCUCAACAUGUUGCAGCUUUCCAACAGCACCAACACCAUGCGAUGCAGGCUCAAGCGGCCAUUAACUCGCAUUCAGUGGUUGCGAACAGUGGCCAACAGCGUCGUCAGAGUGACGGUAUUUCUCCAGAUUCAUCAAGCCCCAACGCCGUAGAACCCGAGCAGGGCGACCGCUGAGAACUCUACUCAAAACGGACGAUAUCACUUGGACCAAUGAUCUACAACCCGUAUUAUUUCAACCAGUUUGCGAACGUCAAGUUCAUUUUCCAUAGCAUCGUCUAAUCGCUCCUACGAUUUCGUAAUAUUUGGGUUGUUUCAUUUCUUUUUUUUUUUAUCAUGAGAUUUUUGUCCCUAGUUGUUCCACAAUGACUUGGGAAAGUGUAUAGUUGGGAGAUUAAGUGAGGAUGGAUACUCUGGGUGGGCUGAUACUUUGGUUAUUUGGGGCGCGUCUUUGUUUUACUUUUGGGCAUUGACUCUCUUUCGGUCUUCGAGUAUUUUUUGUAAUGGUGCUCAGUCCUUAUUUGUGUAAAAUCGUAUCAUUGGCAUAUGGCGUAAUGCAUAAAGUGUACCUUUACG
Messenger RNA from Spizellomyces punctatus DAOM BR117, 4695 nucleotides. RefSeq lists its product as uncharacterized. Lineage: Eukaryota; Fungi; Chytridiomycota; Chytridiomycetes; Spizellomycetales; Spizellomycetaceae. The record is from RefSeq and is a predicted model, not a curated record. Gene Ontology annotation, molecular function: RNA binding. The transcript is spliced from 9 exons. Bases 785 to 3292 code for a protein of 835 amino acids.